CGAGCGGGAGGGACCGAGCGAGGGAGCGAGGGGAGCGGCGUCGCCGGAGCCAAGCCGCGCCGCCGGCCCGCCAGCCCGCGCUCCAGUCCGCCGUGUCUAGCAGCGGGGCCCAGCAUGGUCAUGGCGGAUGGCCCGAAGCACUUGCAGCGCGGGCCGGUCCGGGUGGGGUUCUACGACAUCGAGGGCACGCUGGGCAAGGGUAACUUCGCUGUGGUGAAGCUGGGGCGGCACCGGAUCACCAAGACCGAGGUGGCGAUAAAAAUAAUAGAUAAAUCUCAGCUGGAUGCAGUGAACCUUGAGAAAAUCUACCGAGAAGUACAAAUAAUGAAAAUGUUAGACCACCCUCACAUCAUCAAACUUUAUCAGGUAAUGGAGACCAAAAAUAUGUUAUACCUUGUGACAGAAUAUGCCAAAAAUGGAGAAAUUUUUGACUACCUUGCUAAUCAUGGCCGGUUAAAUGAGUCUGAGGCCAGGCGCAAAUUCUGGCAAAUCCUGUCCGCUGUUGAUUAUUGUCAUGGUCGGAAGAUUGUGCACCGGGAUCUCAAGGCUGAAAAUCUCCUGCUGGAUAGCAACAUGAACAUCAAGCUAGCAGAUUUCGGUUUUGGAAAUUUCUUUAAAAGUGGUGAACUGCUGGCAACGUGGUGUGGCAGCCCCCCUUAUGCAGCCCCAGAAGUCUUUGAAGGGCAGCAGUAUGAAGGACCGCAGCUGGAUAUCUGGAGCAUGGGAGUUGUUCUUUAUGUCCUUGUCUGUGGAGCUCUGCCUUUUGAUGGACCGACUCUUCCAAUUUUGAGGCAGAGAGUUUUAGAAGGAAGAUUCCGGAUUCCUUAUUUCAUGUCAGAAGAUUGUGAGCACCUUAUUCGAAGGAUGUUGGUCCUAGACCCGUCCAAACGGCUAACGAUAGCUCAAAUCAAGGAGCAUAAAUGGAUGCUCGUAGAAGUUCCUGUACAGAGACCUGUUCUCUAUCCACAAGGGCAAGAAAAUGAACCAUCCAUUGGGGAAUUUAAUGAACAGGUUCUGCGAUUGAUGCACAGCCUUGGAAUAGAUCAGCAGAAAACCAUUGAGUCUUUGCAGAACAAGAGCUAUAACCACUUUGCUGCCAUUUAUUACUUGUUGGUGGAGCGCCUGAAAUCACAUCGGAGCAGUUUUCCCGUGGAGCAGAGACUCGAUGCCCGCCAGCGGCGGCCUAGCACCGUGGCUGAACAAACAGUUGCCAAGGCACAGACGGUGGGGCUCCCAGUGACCGUGCACUCACCAAACAUGCGGCUGAUGCGGUCCGCUCUCCUCCCUCCGGCGUCCAACGUAGAGGCCUUUUCAUUCCCGGCAUCUGGCUGCCCGGCGGAAGCAGCAUUCAUGGAAGAGGAAUGUGUCGACACGCCAAAGGUAAACGGCUGUCUGUUGGACCCCGUGCCCCCUGUCCUGGUGAGGAAGGGGUGCCAGUCGCUGCCCAGCAACAUGAUGGAGACUUCCAUCGAUGAGGGGCUGGAGGCAGAGGGAGAGGCUGAGGAAGACCCCAGUCAGGCCUUCGAUGUGUUCCAGGCCACACGCAGUGGGCAGAGGCGGCACACUCUCUCAGAAGUGACCAAUCAGCUGGUCGUGGUGCCUGCUUCAGGGAAAAUUUUCUCCAUGAGUGACAACCCCUCCCUUGACAGUGUGGACUCUGAGUAUGAUAUGGGGUCUGUUCAGAGGGACCUGAACUUUCUGGAGGACAACCCUUCCCUUAAGGACCUCAUGUUAGCCAAUCAGCCCUCCCCACGCAUGACGUCUCCCUUCAUCAGCCUGAGACCUGCCAACCCAGCCAUGCAGGCUUUGAGUUCCCAGAAGCGAGAGGCCCACAACAGGUCGCCAGUGAGCUUCAGAGAGGGCCGAAGGGCGUCGGACACCUCCCUCACCCAAGGAAUUGUGGCAUUUAGACAACAUCUUCAGAAUCUGGCCAGAACCAAAGGAAUCCUAGAGCUGAACAAAGUGCAGCUACUGUAUGAACAAAUAGGGCCAGAGGCAGGCCCUGACUCGCCACCCGCUGCUCCUCAGCUCCAGGGCCUCGCCGGCAGUUGCCCUCAGGAGGAAGUUUCUCAGCAGCAGAAAACGGUCCCUGCCGUGCCCAGCAGUGUGCAUCCUCAGCUUUCCCCACGCCAGAGCCUGGAAGCCCAGUAUCUACAGCAUAGACUCCAGAAGCCCAGCCUUCUGUCAAAAGCCCAGAACACCUGUCAGCUUUAUUGUAAAGAACCACCACGGAGCCUUGAACAGCAGCUGCAGGAACACAGACUCCAACAGAAGCGACUCUUUCUCCAGAAACAGUCCCAGCUGCAGGCGUACUUUAAUCAGAUGCAGAUAGCAGAGAGCUCGUACCCGCCGCCGAGUCAGCAGCUGCCCCUGCCCCGCCAGGAGACAGCCACGGCCUCGCCGCAGCCCCCGCCCUUCAGCCUGCCCCAGCCCCUGAGCCCCGUCCUGGAGCCCACUUCCGAGCAAAUGCAGUACAGCCCCUUCCUCAGCCAGUACCAGAUGCGGCUGCAGCCCCUGCCCUCUGCGCCCCGCCCCCGGGCUCCGCCGCCGCCGCCGCCGCCGCCCCCGGCGCAACAGGCAGGGGCCGCCCCGACCCCCUUACCGUUCUCCUAUCAGACUUGCGAGCUGCCAGGGGCUGCUUCCCCGGAGCCAGACUACCCCCCUCCCUGCCAGUACCCCAUGGAUGGAGGCCCGCAGAGCAGCCUAGCAGCACAGGACUGUCCCCGGAGCUCGGGACUGCAGGAGGCCCCCUCCAGCUACGACCCUCUAGCCCUCCCAGAGUUCCCCGGACUCUUCGAUUGUGAAAUGCUGGAGGCUGUGGACCCACAGCACAGUGGCUACGUCCUGGUAAAUUAACCUCAGCACAGGAAGUGAGGCGGGUCAAGUGAAGGAAGAAUGUCUAUUUCUCUUUUUAUUCCAGCCUUUUAAAUUUAAAGCUUAUUUUCCUGCCCUCUCCCAACUGGAGAAAAAGUUAAGUUGCCCAACUGGAAUCAGAGGGCCUGGCCGGGCACAUGUCGCUUUCUCCUGGCUCUGCCCCACCACCAUCUUCUGGGGCAAGUGCCGGAGUGUAGUGGUAGCUGAGGCUCAUGCCCUUACGUCAAGUGGAGCCAGCUCUCAUGGGAGGACUGACAGAUGUUUUUGUAAGAAGACAUGUGGCCCUAGGUUUUCUGUAGAACGACGCCAAUUGUUAUCAAGGGAAACCUUUGGUAGAAGCAGGAAAAACUGUGCCAUUGGAUGUGGGCAAAACAAAAACAAAACAACACUAGAUUUUUCACUGAAGCCAAGCAACAGCACGUUCUGUUAGGCAAGUGAAGAAUAUGUAAUGGACUUUGAUGCACGGGAAGUAAAAGAAAAGUUGUGCUUGGUCACUGAGUCCUGAGUUUGAAGCUGCAGGUUGUCCCUGAGACCACUGCAACGAAGUGGAACGUGAGCUUUGCUUCAGGGGCCACAAAGCCACAGCUGGCACUGACCCCGGAGACGGGCAGUCGUCUCCACCUGGGAGCAGUGGCACCCCUCUUCCGAAGGUUCCCGGGGUGCAGAGUGGACUCGGGGCUCCAGUGCUGUCACCUGUGGAACCACGAGACCCAGCACAGCGGGGGGGGGGGGGGGGGCGAGGGAUGAGCUGCGAGGAGCCCUUGGGGGCAGCAGCGCUGGGCCCAGGGAAGACGAGCUGUCCCUGCUGAGUCUUUGGUGUAGACUGCUGGUCUGGGGCGGUUGGUCUCCAGAGGACCUCGCGUCUCUUUUAAAAUGGAAUAACUACUUUGACUCUACACUCGAUGUUGCAGGUAGUUUACUGAGCUUUGUACAUUUGGACAGUUUCAUAUAGGGCUUAGGAAUUUCAAGGACAAGAAACAUGAACUUUGAUCUCCCAUGUGAAGUGGUAGUGCUGUGCCUUUUUUCCCCCAGAUCAUGCUUUAAUUCUUUCUUUUCUGUAGAAACCAACAGUUUUCCAUUUAUGUCAAUGCUAAAUCCAAAGUUACUUCGGAGUUUGUUUUCCACCGUGUGGGAAUCGCAUUCUUAAUUUCCUUAAAAGUUCUGACUUGUAACAAAACGUUCAAGUAUUACAGCAAUAUUUAAAACCACAAAUGUGUUAACCAUCUAGCAGAUCAUCUGCCAGACACGUUCUAUGACUAGUGAAAACGUAACCUUAACCCUUCCAAUUCUCUCAUCAGAGUAAGUAAAAGCUAGAUGCACCAGCUAGUUAACCGUAUACCUAGAAGUAACAACCUGUCGCUUGGACAGCAACAUCCCAAUGUUACAACCCAGUGUUAUUGACAAAGACUGUCGUUUCUGUCCUGUAGAAUGGCUUGUCCUAUCAGCAGAUGAAUGCACUAAGCACAAAGCGUCACAAAGCACAAAGAAGAGAGACACUACACUGAUGCUGCAUCUAGAAACACCUUUAAGUUGCCUUUCCUCAUUGUAGUGGGUGUCCAGGCAGGUGAGAAGCGUGCCCCAGUCCCUCCCAGCGUGGGUGAUGUGAGCAGUCCUUGGUGCGGGCUCUGCUGGGGUGAAGCGUCCAGGUGUUAGCAAGACAGGGUGCCCAUGGAGGACUGUCGUUUUUGUGAUGUAACAACUCAUGAAAACCCAGUAGGAAUGAAUUCUGUUCCUUCUGUGGAUUGUCUGUUCCUCCUCAUACUUAAGAGUGAUGAUUUCAUGAAAUAGAGAACAUCAUUUAAGCGAUCCUUUCAUUAAGAUCUCUAAUCUGUUUUUAGUCUUUGCAAAAUAAGCCAGUUAUGAAAUAGGGCUUGAUUUGUUUAGACUAAAGGAUAUUUUUCCAAAAUAUACUACAGAGGCACUGUCAUGUUUAUGAAAUUAAAAUGCCUCCCAGCCUGAAACUGGGGCGGCAGGAGUGGCACUUAAAGGCUGACACCGAGGCUGCCCCCCGCCGCCCCAGCCAGGAGCCCCAAGUCCGGGAACCCUUGGAGCGGCGUGGCCGACUGCGGCCGGGCCCAGGGCACGGCAGGAGAGGCUGCUGGUGUUUGCAGGGCCUAGAGCUGCACGCGGGGAAGCUCCCCGCAGGGGCUCGGUGCGGGGGCCCUGCCGCCGAGCAUGAGCCGCCCUCCGGACCUGGGGCGUAAGCUAUUUGCUUUUCUCCUUUCAAGCAGAAAUCAAUAAAUUCUGUAACGGUCCGUCUUUACUGAAAUGUCAGCUGGUGAGAGGAAACUAGUGACGGUCGGUAAAGUGUGCUCCCCGCCCCGUGGGAUUGCCUCCAUGGCUCUGUCCCCUGACCGGUGCCCUCCGGCCACUUCUGAGUGGCUUCCACACACACUAAAACAACACUAAGAAGGCUUCGUACCGCUCUUUUUACGAGAGGCUACUUUGAAAUAAGGACUUUCUUUCCAGGUUGUUUCACGUUAGCGUGUCUACACUACUGUAUAGUAAUCAUUCGCUUUAUUAUCUUGUAAACCAGGCUCCUCUGAAGAGACUUGGGGAGAUGAACUGGAGGUAAAAAUUUCAUUC
Molecule: messenger RNA, 5460 nt
Organism: Callorhinus ursinus (northern fur seal)
Lineage: Eukaryota; Metazoa; Chordata; Mammalia; Carnivora; Otariidae
Gene: SIK2
Product: salt inducible kinase 2
Biological process (GO): intracellular signal transduction; microtubule cytoskeleton organization; protein phosphorylation
Cellular component (GO): cytoplasm
Molecular function (GO): magnesium ion binding; ATP binding; tau-protein kinase activity
Source: RefSeq, a predicted model, not a curated record